AUGGCGCCGCUCUCUCUCCGGGCGCUCUCGCUGCUCGGGCUCGCAGGAGCCGCCGCAGCCGCCGUGACGCUGUCUGUCGCGAAGUCCGGCGGGAAUGCCACGUCCCCGUACAUGUAUGGCAUCAUGUUCGAGGAUAUCAGCCACUCUGGUGACGGCGGCUUAUACGCAGAGCUGAUUCAGAACCGAGCAUUCCAAAACGGCACUCUCGACGCUUGGAGCGCCGUGGGCGGCGCCACGCUCGCUCUCGACACGUCCACACCGCUGUCGCAGGCCUUGCCCCGCUCGGUCAAGGUCACGGGCGGGCAGCACACUGCAGGACUGAAGAAUUCGGGAUUCUGGGGCUUCGACGUCAAGAAGUCCAAGAAGUACACGGGCAGCUUCUACUCGUAUGGCGAGUACUCCGGCCGCUUUACCGUCUCGCUGGUCUCGAAUACCACCAGUGAGAUUUUCGCCACCACCACCGUCAAGUCUAAGUCGGUUGCCGGCCGCUGGACCCAGCACACCUUCGAGUUGCGGCCAACCAAGGACGCGCCAGACAUCAGCAACAGCUUUGUGUUGGAGUACAAGCCAACGCCACACACGGAGCUGAAGUUCAACCUGAUCAGCUUGUUCCCGCCGACGUACAAGAACAGGGCCAACGGUAUGCGUCCCGAGCUUAUGGAGAAGCUGAAGGAACUGAAUCCCACCUACAUCCGCUGUCCCGGCGGUAACAACGUUGAGGGGAACUACGCGGGCAACUACUGGAACUGGUCUGCCACCGUCGGGCCACUGAAGGACCGCCCUGGCCGCCCGGGCACGUGGGGCUAUUACAACACGGACGGGCUCGGCUUGGUAGAGUACAUGCACUGGGCCGAGGACCUGGGCAUGGAUGUCGUGCUGGCGGUCCCCGCGGGCCUGUACCUGGACGGCGAGGUCGUCUCCGAGGCCGACCUGGCGCCGUUCGUGCAGGACGCCCUGAACGAGCUCGAGUUCCUGAUGGGCGACGUCUCGACGCCGUACGGGGCGUUGCGCGCCAAGCUCGGCUACCCGAAGCCGUGGAAGAUCAAGUUCGUCGAGAUCGGCAACGAGGACAACCUGUGGGGCGGGCUCGACUCGUACAAAGGCUACCGGUUCCGCAUGUUUUACGACGCCAUCAAGGCCAAGUACCCGGACAUCUUCAUCUUCUCGUCCACGGCCGAGUACAUGUACAAGCAGUCCGGCCGCGACUACCACGAGUACACCCGACCGGACUACUUCGUUUCGCAGUUCGGCAUGUUCGACAAUUGGACGGCCGGGAACCCCAUCAUGAUUGGCGAGUUCGCCAGCAUCCAGAACAACACGGGCAAGCUCGAGGACACGGACUGGAACGCGCCCAAGAACCCGUGGUCCACCUGGAUCGGCUCCGUAGCCGAGGCUGUCUUCCUGCUCGGCGCCGAGCGCAACAGCGACCGCGUCUGGGGCGUGAGCUUCGCGCCGCUGCUGCAGAACCUCAACAGCUACCAGUGGACUCCGGACCUGAUCUCCUUCACGGCCGACCCCGCCGACACAACAGUCAGCGUAUCAUACCCGAUUCUCUCUCUCUUCGCCAAGCACCCACUCACCCACACUCUCCCGGCAACCGCCGCCAACGGCACGUCCUUCGGCCCAGCCUACUGGGUGGCAGGCCGCAACGACGCGGCGGGAACCUACCUGCUCAAGGCGGCGGUGUACAACAGCACGGGAGGCGCGGAGGUGCCGUUCCGCGUCGGCUUCGACGGGCUAUCGCGCGGCGCCCCCGCCACCCUGACCGUGCUGACUGCGCCGGGCGGGCCGUUCGCGCACAAUACCCCCGCGAACAAGAACGCGGUCAAGACGGCGGUGACGCAGCUCCGGGCGGGGGAGGGCGGGGUGCUGGAGUUUAGCCUGCCGGAUUUGUCGGUUGCUGUGCUCGAGGCGAAGUGGUAG
Molecule: messenger RNA, 1923 nt
Organism: Thermothielavioides terrestris NRRL 8126
Lineage: Eukaryota; Fungi; Ascomycota; Sordariomycetes; Sordariales; Chaetomiaceae
Product: glycoside hydrolase family 51 protein
Exons: 6
Coding region: 1-1923 (640 amino acids)
Biological process (GO): L-arabinose metabolic process
Molecular function (GO): alpha-L-arabinofuranosidase activity
Source: RefSeq, a predicted model, not a curated record